UAAAUCCCAUAAAAACAGUGAGGCCAUUGCCUCCUCCUCUUCUCAGUUAUCACUCACUUCACUUUCACUCUGUUUUCUCAUCCCCAAAAGUAAAAGUUUCAUUGGAAACCCCAUAGAGGAGGGUUCUUUUGUAGCCUUUCGGUGCUUAAAUUCAACCACUUUCCUUCUCUUUAUCUUUCUCUCUCUUUUUUCUGAUAACUUGGGGCAAUAUAACCCAGUUCAGUUGUCCCUCUGCUUCAGUCUGCAUUAAUUCAUCUGAUCCUCCAAUGCUGGAAUCUCUCAGAUAUGCCCAAAGCUCAGACAAAAUGAAAAGGCUAAAGCUGCUUUUUCUGACUUCUUAUUCCCACAAUUCAAAUUCCUUCCCACUUUUCCUUUCAUUUGACUCCAAAUCUGCUGACAGUCAAUGCCAUUCUGGGUUGUCUGGUGGAUUUUAAAGCCUUCUUCAGGUUCAUCUUGAGUUUCAAACAGUGGUCGGUAACUUGGUUGGAGCAAUUUCUUUCAGAAAUAUACUAGUCUUUAUGAAAAAGCACUGCUAGCAGCAACUAUGGCCAUCGAGGUGUGCUCGGAGAUUUCUAGCCCUGGAUUUAGUCCAAGAAUUUCAUUUUCUCAUGAUCUAGACAAGACAUGUCCUGUGGCAAAAGAAGGGCAACGAUUAGACUCUUCGCUCUUGGAUUCAAGCUCAGAUUUCGACUUCUGCAUUGUCAAUAACCUUAAACUAGAGUUGUCUUCUGCAGAUGAGCUUUUCUCCAAUGGGAAGAUUCUUCCAGUCCAAAUCAAGAGAAAUCCCAUUGCCAUUGCCACCAAAGAAACCCAUCAGCCUGAUGAGGCUGUUAAUCCUCCACCUGCUCAGCAUCGUUCAACAACUAGGAACACAACAGAGAAGAAGAGGUUGAAAGAAUUCUUAGACACCAACGUUGAUGCAGAUGAAGAUGAAGAUGAGAAGCCUCCAACAAAGCCUUUCUGGCAGUUCAGGCGAAGUAGCAGCCUCAAUUGUGACACUGCUCGCGGCAAGAGCUUAAUUCGGUCAUUACAAUUUCUUUCAAGAAGCAAUUCAACCGGGUCAGCUCCAAAUGCAAAGCAGACAGUGGCUCCAAAGGAAACCCAUCAGAAGCAGCAUUUGCAGAAACAACCAUCUAUUUCAAGCAGAAGAUCAUCUGCAUCAUCAUAUUCAAGUACAUAUUAUGCUUAUAAUAAUUCAUGCCCGCAAAAGCCUUCGUUAAGGAAGAGUGGAUCUUAUGGCAAUGGGGUUAGAAUUAGUCCUGUUCUGAAUCUCCCACCACCAUACAUUUCCAAAGUGACAGUAAGUUUUUUUGGGUUUGGUUCUCUCUUCUGUAAUGGUAAGUUAAAAAAGAAGAAGAAAUGAUGGGUUCAGGUCAGUUUCCUUCAUGAGUGAGUGGAUGAAUCUUCCAAGUACAGAUGAAUUUAGCUGUCUGCCAUCUUGUAUUAUUAACUAGCAUGUGAUCAUACUCUGUAAAAUGAAGAAAAAUUUUAGUGAUAAGAAAUGUCAAGAAUCUUAUUAUUA
Molecule: messenger RNA, 1522 nt
Organism: Prunus dulcis (almond)
Lineage: Eukaryota; Viridiplantae; Streptophyta; Magnoliopsida; Rosales; Rosaceae
Exons: 1
Coding region: 545-1363 (272 amino acids)
Source: RefSeq, a predicted model, not a curated record